Anopheles bellator is the source of this 5456-nucleotide messenger RNA. RefSeq names its product E3 ubiquitin-protein ligase listerin (gene Ltn1). NCBI's taxonomy places the organism in Eukaryota, Metazoa, Arthropoda, Insecta, Diptera, Culicidae. Gene Ontology annotation, cellular component: cytosol; RQC complex. The record is from RefSeq and is a predicted model, not a curated record. The coding region runs from base 1 to 5268 and encodes 1755 amino acids. The transcript is spliced from 13 exons. Gene Ontology annotation, biological process: rescue of stalled cytosolic ribosome; ribosome-associated ubiquitin-dependent protein catabolic process. Gene Ontology annotation, molecular function: ribosomal large subunit binding; ubiquitin protein ligase activity.
AUGGGCGGAAAGCGAACGAAAAACAACACAAAGCCUUCCAGCUCGGGCCGCAGUGCGGAACUGCUCGGUACGUCCGUACCGACGCUCUUCGGUUUCACGGCUCUCGAUAGCACGACCAUGCCGGUCGUGCCCGGAUUCGUACAGAUCGAUCCAAACCACGGCAUGGACGAGAUUGAUCCCAAUCUCGACGAUACGCUGCAGAUAGUGCUGCGUAAAAUGCUGAAAAAAGACCCGACUACCAAAACGAAAGCGCUCCUCGAGUUUACAGAACUCAUCGGCAGUGCUGAGGUGGAAGUGGUGAAAGCAGUGCUUCCAUUUUGGCCACGAAUCUACGUGAAUCUUGCGACCGAUGCGGAGCACCGGGUGCGCGAAACGGCUCAGCAGGCACAGGCUGCCAUCGUUACGCGGGCCGGAAAGAACAUUGCCCCGUUUCUGAAGCAGUUUGUUCCGGCAUGGAUCUCUUCUCAAUACGAUUCCUAUGCGCCGGCGGCCAGUUCCGCACAGCAGUCAUUCAGUCGGGCCUUUCCACCGGCGAAGGUUAGCGAAGUGUUUGUGUUUUGUGAGAACGAAAUUUUGGAUUAUUUUACGAAAAAUUUAACCAUCCACACGGCCAUCACCUUAAGCAACCCAAAAUCGCACACACCGGAAGAGUGUGAAAAUAAGUAUCAACGUGUGCUCAUAUCCAGCUUGCGCGGUUAUGCGCUUUAUUUGACUAAGAUUCCGGUGGAAAGUUUGAAAAAGUCAGCGGAAAAGAAUGGUGCCAUGCUCGCGCACCCGAAAUUCUGGACGUACCACAAGCACAAAACGCCCGCCGUACGAUCUGCAUGGUUUGAGGCCAUCUCUGCCCUGCUGCAGUACGGUCCGUUUCUGACCGAGAACCAUGAAGCAGCGAUCACGAGCAACGUGUUUCAGUUUAUGGACGAAACGGACCCUACCGUCGUGUCGCACGUAUGGAGUUCGAUUGUGCUGAUCCAGGCCAACAUCUCCGGCUGGCACAAUUAUGUAAACUUCGAGAAAGCCGUGUUUCCCAAGCUUUGGAAGCUGCUCAAAAGUGGAGGUGCAGGGAAUGCGGCCUGCAUUUACCCGCACAUGCUUCCCCUGGUAUCCGGAUGUACACGCGAAGUUCUGGGAGCGGAGCGAUUGGCCAAAUUUUAUUCCCUUUUCUUCGAAAGCAUCAAUGAAGGAUUGAAGGCAGUACAGACCAGCCGUUCAGAUGUGUCUGCCAUCUCUCAAGCGUACUACGAAGUUUUCCAGUACGUCAUUGUGCAUUCAGUUCGCGACGGUGCCAUGACCGAUGCAGAGAUGGGCGAAUUUUGUAUGAACCUCCUUGAACGUCACCUUAUUGGAGUAAUUUCGUGGUGCAUUACAAGUGAAGCGUCCUGUGGAAAGUACGUUUUCCAAAACAUGACCAAUCUGCUCGAUCAUUGGUGUCAACACAGCGCUUCCCACGGGCUUUACAUGGAGCUGCUGGCCACAUUCUGGGAACGCCUAUACGAAGUGAUCAAGGAUAGCGUAAAUUGUAAAGAGAACCCGCCCAGCAUUACUGACUCGCAUCUUGAUCUUGUGCAGAACUUGAGGCGAAACUCGUACAAACGGGUUCAAUUUCCAGUGGAAAUUGCCACCAACGACGCCGUGGAUGGAUCAGGCAAUGCAUCUUCCAACGACCGUGCGAUCUUAUUCGAAAGCAAAAUCGAACAAUUGGUUUACAAAAUAUGCCAAUUGUACAUCGCGAAGAUCACCGUCGAUCGUGAACGAGAAUAUCUGGUUCAAUUGGAGCAGUUCAUGCGGGCAUUCCAGCGUCGCGAGAUGUUUGUGUUUCUGGCCGACGGUAGUGAAAAUCUGAAACCUCUAUUCGACCCGUUUGCUCGCUGGUUGCAAGACCCCAAGCUUCAGUCGGAGUACGUAGUGGAUGUGAUAUUUAUUCUGUAUCAGUACCUCAACGCGGAAGAGCGUUUGCUGGUGCUGAACAAGUGGAUAAAGAUGGCCAAUAAAACCGUUCGGAACUGGAUCAUUACGCGAGCAUUGAGCCACCCUCUGUGCCAGGAUCCCAACAUAAAACGGUUUCUUUCGCAAACCGAGGCAUCCGAGACAAUCGUCGACUGCGCGCGGGAAGUGGCCAACGGUAACACGAAGGACAACAUGAUCCUGCUACAAAAAUGUUUCUUCGUUCAAAAAAGCGGCGAAAUAUUGAUAGAUGCGAAAACCUGUGGGAAGAUUAUUGAAACCAUCACGGCCCCACUACUUAGCACCGAAGCGGAAGAAGUGCACGACGUGUGUAUCAGUUUUCUCGCUCAAACGAUGCCAAUCAUUUGCGGUGAUGAGUCUUUGUCCGAGCUGUAUCGUCCGCUGUUCCGCACACUGUUCGAUUUCACUGUACAUAAUGUGGAAAGCGAUCACCUGUCGGAUGAUACACUUUGGGAGGCGACGACCUCUUGGCAGGGUUCACUGUCCGAGGAGCAUAUUAAGGUGGACGACACACUAAUUCGCGAAUGUGUCGAUGCUCUCGAAGUUCGUUUGCGAUCGUUCUACGCACAAGAUGACAGUAGCACACUGAUUCUGGUAGAGAAGUUAGCGGAAAUUGCGGCCAAAUUUAUGGCAUGCUCAACAGAAUGGUUGAAAAGCGAUGAUUUGAAACGUCGUGAACAGAUCGACUCCAUGUUGGCGAAAUUAUUUGACAACAACGUAACGGAAGAAAAACCUCACACAGAAACCAUGGUUCAGCUGGCGUCUUACAUCGAACUUCUUCACGGUCGCCUGACGACGACACAGCCAAAAUUAGCUUCUACAGCGAUCACGGUGGAACAGUGCUCAAACCCUUCAUUGCGAAAUUUGCUCCUUCGAGCCGUGUAUUCCUUAUCCAUUGUUGACAAACUUUCCCGUAAGGUCAAACAGCUGCCACCGAGAGAUGAGCAAGAGGAGAAAAUGGAAGUAGAUCUUCCAAGUAAUGCUACGGAGGAAAUGGACGACUGUGAGACAUCCAACGAUGACGAUGAGUUAAUGAUCUUAAACGAAUGGUCGGAACUGAUUUACGAAAAGAUACUGUCUGUGAUAUACUUAGCUACCGUCGGCGAUACGAUUUUAUACAAUACUGAACAGCUGGAACCGUUCGUGGAGAGUCUGAUUUUAGCCGUUCAGGAAAAGAUAACUCUCAUGCUGAAGAGCAUACCGCACAAUAUAUUGCAGCAAAUCAAGCUAAAACUAUUAGCCCUGGCCAACGAGCGGGGUAUGCUUUGGGCUAAAUCUCUCACGACGCUGCUGGUGGUUGAUCUGUACGCGGACAAGGAAAAUGGGCCCGUUCUACUCUACGAAGAUGCGUCGACAUUUGUCAACAGUGACGAUCUUAUGUCGUACAUUAACAUUUUACAGUGUCUAUCGGCCAAAAUGCAACCGAAAUGUCUUCCGAUCGGACCGAACCUCUUCGAAAACUAUUUCGACGUACAGGUGAAGCUCGCAUCAGCGCGGUGUUUGAUUGAAAACCAUUUUGCUACCAACUACAAUGAGCUAAAUGACAGGAAAAUCAUCGGAAACUGCUUGAUAGUGCUGCACGAGCUCAUCUCCCGGCAGACAGCACAGAAAAUGUUACUCUACAAUUGUGAUCUGUCCCAAGCGGGCGAAAACAAGCUCUUCCUCGAUGUGGAGGUGGCCCAUCUGCUGGCGGUGGUAUUGCGGUUCUUCCCUUCCGAGCUGGACAUCAACAAAUGGGACUUUAUUCGCAUUGCACUCAGCUCCUGGACGCUUUCGGCGUCGAAAAGUUUCGCCAAUUUCCAUAACCAUAAUAUUUCAAUCUUCAUAGCUGCCGUGUUUCAACUGUUCAACGGUUUGAUGCAAUUCUUCAACGCAGAACGUUUACGCAGUUCUUCGGAAAUGCUUACAAACGUGGUCGAGGAAUGGGAUAAUGUGUUCGCGAAAGACGUAAACUUGGUGUUACUAAAAACGUUCAUUGGAAUUGUCAGUCAAUUAGAUCGCAACAGAAGCGCAGAUCAAUACUUCAUCGAAGCGAUCAGCUCGCAUAUCGAGUCCUUAGAUUUUUCGUACGUAUUGAAGGCCAAUAAGGUAGACUCGAAAACAUCCCUGGACGAUCUCAUGACAUUCACGCUCACCAAUGUGCAACACUGGAACUGUCGGGUUCGAUACGCCGCCGGUUUCAUUUUGAAAUCCUUAUCGUUGGGGCUGAUUCAGCGCGAUCUGGAUCAGCUGCUAAAGCGUACGGAAUCGUCCGAACAACCGCAGCAAACCGGCGCAGAACUGGAAGAGAACUGGCACUUGUUGCAACGCUUCAAGUUGGAGCUAGAUCAGUACGAAGAUCUCCUGCGGGAGUUUGUAUCCGAUUUCAACUACAAAUCGUCGGACACAGACAGCAUAUUGAACCAACCAACGAGCAGUAGCCAAGCACAGAACACGAAGUCACGAUGUUUGCCGUUUCUUUUGCUGUGGGAUUGCAUUCUAGACAUCUGUGCGAAGGCUCCGUCGGAGCUAAGAUCUAUCUACGCUGCAUGGAUAUCGCACCAUCAAUUUGAACACCUCCUGUUACCUACGCUGUUUAAGCUGAUGCCACAGGAAAUUUUGCGCAAUCCCGACACUUGCGCCGUCUAUGGACAAGCAAUGUUUUCCAGCUUGCAGUGGAGCCAAAUCAAAAUGCCUAGCACCAAACUUGAACGUUACGCCUGCCAUCUGUACACACAAACGCUGCGUCACCUUCCGGUGAUCGUGCGCCGAUGGUUCAAUGGCCUAAACCACCGGCAUGCGACGAUCGUCAGCAAAAUUACCUCCAACUGCGUAUCGGGACUGCUGUGCCAGGAGGAAUUUCAGGCCCUUGUAGAACGCAAAGACCGACAGGACAAUAUGCAGAUCAAGGCACAUUCGGCUCUUCGCCAGGUGACGGCCGUCUACGCGAUCGAUGAGGCAAAACUGGAGCUACAAAUAACGCUGCCGAGCAACUUCCCGCUGGGUGCAGUCACCGUGGAAGGCGGCAAACAAAUCGGGGGCCGGCUGCAGUCCCGACAGGUCGUCAUGCAGCUGUCCAUUUUUCUCACGCAUCAGAAUGGAUCCAUCUGGGAUGGGUUGUCGCUCUGGAAACGCAAUCUGGAUCGGAAGUUUGAAGGCGUCGAGGAGUGCUACGUGUGCUACAGCGUGAUUCACCAGGACACGUGCCAGUUGCCGAAGCUGUCGUGCAAGACGUGCAAGAAAAAGUUCCACGGCCCGUGCCUGUACCGUUGGUUCAACACAAGCAACAAAUCAACCUGCCCUAUCUGUAGGAACAUCUUCUAGGAUGCGUUCAGGUUCACAGAACAACGAGUGAGCCACGGAUCGUGUUUUUUAGCUUUAGCGUACUCAUUCAUAGUAAUAGAAGAAAGAACAUUUUCAAACUGUGUUCGAUAGGCUACGUUACCGUUUACUGCAAUUUCGUUUCAUUUAGAUGGUGUUACAGACAAGUAGGACCUUAGGACACGGCGUAA